This is a messenger RNA of Linum trigynum, 3144 nucleotides long. Lineage: Eukaryota; Viridiplantae; Streptophyta; Magnoliopsida; Malpighiales; Linaceae. The record is from the annotation of a GenBank genome assembly.
AAAGUUAUUCCCAAGGUCCCGUAUAUCCACAAAUAGUUCCAGUUUUGAAAAUUUCAUCCUAAUAAAAGUUGUAGAUCUUGAAAAGUUAUGCGAAAUGAAAAAAAAUCGCUACGAUCGGAUACCCGUGUGAAAAGUUACGUUCGUUUGAAGUUUCGGCCGAAGUUAGGAGUUGAUCGAAAAAAAAAAAAAUUUUGGACCAAACCGCUGGGUGGGGUGGCGGUUUGACCCAAAACCGCCACCCCACCCAGCGGUUUGGUCAAAUUUUUUUUUUUAUAACCGCCCCCUAGGCCCGCGGUUUGCAUAGAAAACCGCGCCUCCGACAAACGGUUUUCGUGUAAACCGCAGGGUGGGGUGGCGGUUUUUGAAAAAUGGUGGUAUUUUUGGAAUUUUUUGGGGUUGAGUGGUAUUUUAAUUUUUUUUUUUUUAAACAGCGGUACUUUUGGAUUUUUUCCUUCCUAUCCUAGGUUGCUGUGAUCUACACUCCACGUACUCACCCGCCAAUAGACCAAAUUACCCCCACUGGUAGGGACAGCGUACGCUUGGGGAUAUCGCCCCUCGGGGAAAAUACAAAAAUUGGGAACAUGUAGAGCACGUGGAGCCCACAUAAAGGGGACCCCACCCAGCCAGACGGGAAAACGACCGGUAAUCCUCCCCAACCCGGAAACCCGAGUGGUGGGACUAGCUCCCUGGACACGUGGACGAAUGAGAUAGCAGAUUUAGAUGGAGCGCUGGCAGCCACAAAUUUCUGGUCAUUAGCUCUCAGCCACAAAUUCUCAGACCCUAGUGGGGGGCUGUCCCUCCCUAACUUUCUUCUUCCCAAAUUCUCUUAUCAUACAAUUUCUAGGAUACACUCCAUUUGCAGCCCAAACUUGUGUCGACGCUGGACUCCAUCUACACAAUUAUCACAACUUUCAGCGACGUAUUGAAAUAGAAAGCCUGCAGCUGAUAAAAAGCUUAUUCAAACCGGAGCAAAUCAGAGCCGCCGCCCUUGCAUAUCUUGAUCGACGGUUCUUAUAAUAAUUUCUGGGUGUUUUUCUCAUCUGGGUUCAGAGUUCAGCGCCUAUCUUUGCAAAUCGACAACUGGGUUAUCCUUCAUUUCUAUUGAUUGAUCCACCUUCCCCUCAAGGUUUGUUCACUUCUUUGCUUAGGGUUGGCUCCCUGUUGUCCAUCUCUUAAGGCUUUGGUUUCUCCUUUGGUUUGUUAAAGGAGUUGGCAUAUUAGGAUGUGAUUUCCUUUUCUUCCCAUCUUUUCUUUUUCACUUAGAAUUUUUGGUUGUUGAGAAAAGAUAGGGAAGAAGUUCGAGAGAACUGCAAUUCUCAUAUGGGAUUUUUCCGAUUUGAGUGUCUAGUUGUUCUAGGAUGGAGGAGUAAUAUUCUCUACUAAACUUAGAUCCAAGAAACUGAUGAGCUUGCCUGUUGGUCUUCCAUCUCUGAUUCUUAUUAUGCAUGUUGAGUAUCUUUUGGGAAUGCUUAUUGAUCUUGGGUACUAUUGUUUUGUUGUUGUAGGAAAGGAUUCCGUGAUGAAUGGAUGUUUUGGGUACGAUGACCUUGUUGUUCCUAAAGAUCAAGGGUUUUCUGAUGGGUUCCAGUCACCGGAUAGUUGGUCAAAUUGGGCACUAAAUGCUUCCAAUACCUUCAAUGACUAUUCUCAGAAAUACUUGCUAUCCCCUACAAAUCUGGCUCCGGAACAGCUCCGAUCUGACACGCAUACUUCUGCUAACCAUCAAUUCGACAUGGAAUGCAGUACUAUCCCAGACAGGGAUCAAUCUAGCUGUUCAAGUUUCGGUGGAGGAGCAAUGGUAUGCCACGAGUCUUUUCACAGGCAGCCGGAUUGUCAUCUGGAUGGCCUUUCAGGGAUCGAGCCUAUGGAUGAUCUUUUCUUGAGUUCUUUGCUUGAUGAUAUGCAAGAGAUGGAACAGAAUUCUCCUUGCUUUUCAUCCGAGUCACAAAACUGCAUGAUUGCUGUUGAUGAUCUCUGGACAGAAGCCACCGCUUUAGAUUCAGACUCAAUAUCAAGCAAUGGUGGAGUUCCUGCAUCGUCACAGUACAGUCCGUGUGACUUGGAGAAAUCAGUUAUUCAUCAACUAAAGGUACCUCCUUUUACUGUAUCAGUAACACCAACUGAGGAAGACUGCAAAGACAUCCAACUACUAAAGGAACCAUCUAGGGAGGAGUCUGCUCUACAUGAGUUCGAACUGGUGAUGGCACAGUUGCCUACAAAGACCCGAAUAUGCUUUCGUGACUCCUUGUAUCGUUUGGCCAAAAACUCAAGACCCCAUGAAGUAGCAAAUGAAGAUGUUGCCAUGGACAUUCCUUCAUGGACAGCUAAAGUUGAGGAAUCAAGAGGAAUGGAACAGGAGACAAAUUCCAUCGACCGAUCCAUAGCUAGCAUGAUGUUUAACAAGAUGGACCUGAACGUGCUGCAGUCAAGCCAUCCACAAUACUUCACCAAUGCGCCUCACAACCCGUCAUUUCGUGGUGACGCUGAGGUUCCAGUUUCUGGCCAUGGAGGAUACAUGGGAGCAGCAGCAGCAGAUUCAGGCAGGCAUUUGUCACGAACUGUGGCAAACUAGUAUGAAGACGGGUCAGGGCGCCAAGCAAGCGACGAAGGGCUUGGUGGAGAGUCCAGCAAACCAUAAGAAUGUUCCACGCGUUAUGUGCAUAUUAGUAUUGUGAGGGUAGUCGUACUAGUAGUGAUAUAUAGUAGAUUUUAGGCCUGCUGUAAAAUCUUCACCAGCCAAAGUUGGUUUUUUGAAGGGCAUGUGUGGAGAAGUGAAUCUUCUCUAUAGACUUGUAUGGUAGCAGAAUACAUCUGGGUUAAGAAUUUGUUCUUCUGACUUAAUAAAGAGAGAGAAGGGAUUUGUUCUCAAUAUAUAGUCGUUCCAGUUCAUUGUUUCUUUAUUAGGGUAUAUAUAAUAGCGACUAAUUUAAAUCUCCAAGUCAAUGCAGGUCAUGGCGUCUAGAGUUUUUGUUCUUCCCGCGUAUCUCCGCGAUACAUGCUGCCCACAAUGUUCAAAGUCAAAACCCGUAACUUUAUUAAGCUUGAGAAACUCGAGAUUUGAGACAAUUCAUUCCCCUAGCAGAGACUAAAAAAACUCGAUUGUCAACUUCCACGACGGCUGGAAAAUAAGGUCAACUGUUUUUG